AUGUUCACUGCGUUGGGAAUAUACUUGGAUAGCUUUGAGAAGCCAUUCCUUGAACGUACAUCUGAAUUUUAUGCUGCUGAAGGCAUCAAAUACAUGCAGCAGUCAGAUGUGCCAGAUUAUCUUAAGCAUGUGGAGGUAAGGUUGCAUGAAGAACAUGAAAGAUGCUUACUAUACUUGGAUGUAAGUACAAGAAAGCCACUAGUAGCAACUGCAGAAAGGCAACUCCUUGAACGCCAUAUAUCUGCAAUUCUUGAUAAGGGUUUCACGAUGCUGAUGGAUGCGAAUCGCAUUGAGGAUCUUCAGAGAAUGUACUCACUUUUUUCUAGGGUCAAUGACCUUGAAUCGUUGAGGCAGGCUCUUAACUCUUACAUUAGGAGAACUGGGCAGGGCAUUGUCUUGGAUGAAGAAAAAGACAAAGAUAUGGUAUCCAGCCUCCUAGAAUUUAAGGCAUCUCUUGAUACCAUAUGGGAAGAAAGCUUUUCAAAGAAUGACACAUUUGGCAACACCAUCAAGGAUGCAUUUGAGCACCUCAUUAAUCUCCGGCAGAAUCGACCUGCUGAGCUUAUUGCCAAGUUUUUGGAUGAAAAGCUUCGUGCUGGGAAUAAGGGUACAUCGGAGGAGGAAUUGGAGGGUACACUUGAUAAAGUGUUGGUUUUAUUCAGGUUUAUACAGGGUAAGGAUGUCUUUGAAGCAUUCUAUAAGAAGGAUCUCGCAAAAAGGCUACUGUUGGGAAAAAGUGCUUCCAUCGAUGCCGAGAAGUCCAUGAUUUCUAAGGUUAAGGAUCUCUUGGGCAUUUUUGUCGAACAUCUUACAUCUCCUUAUCAUACUAAAAAGUUUCCAUCAUUAUUCCAGUUGAAGACCGAAUGUGGCAGCCAGUUUACCAAUAAACUUGAAGGAAUGUUCAAGGUGUAUAUUUUUGCCUAAAAUUCUUUUUUCUAUUCAGAAAUAUUGAGAGAUGUGUAUCUUUAUGUUGUUGAUCAUAAAUUGUGGGAUGUUAG
Messenger RNA from Ilex paraguariensis (yerba mate), 998 nucleotides. NCBI's taxonomy places the organism in Eukaryota, Viridiplantae, Streptophyta, Magnoliopsida, Aquifoliales, Aquifoliaceae. The record is from the annotation of a GenBank genome assembly.